AGCUAGUAAAUAAUAUUUCGUACCUAGAUAGUAUUUCGACUCUUGAGGCCUACUUGAUUAUAAGAUACGAUGGAAGAAGUGAUGCCGAUUUUGAAGGACCGUUGGGUCCAAGCUGCGGGAACUCUAGUCUUCGGCUAUCUAUUGAGCAGUGUCGUCUAUAAUCUCUACCUGCAUCCGCUUGCUAAAUAUCCAGGGCCUCUGUUGGCACGCGCUACACAAUUAUGGCGAUUCAAGAACACCAUGGGCGGUCGACAGCAUCGAGUAUUCCGAGCUGAACAUCAGAAAUACGGCGACGUCUUCCGGGUCUCUCCCAACGAGCUGAGCUUCGCCUCGGUCCAGUCUUACCGCGACAUCUACGGCUUUCUGCCGCCGGGACAGCAGCAAUUUAUCAAAAGUGAUUUCUACGACGUGUUUGGGUCGGGCUUCAAGACGGGGUGCAUCGGCAGCGAGCGAGAUCCGAAGGUACACUCUUCCAAAAAGAAGAAUCUUCUAGCAGCCUUUUCUCCGCGCAGCCUCGCGGCUCAGGAGAACAUCAUACAGAGAUGCACGGAUGCGUUUGUCGCCAAGGUGGGCCCACUGAGCCGCAAGACAGAAGCGGGUAUCGACAUGACGAAGUGGUUUGAGAUGAAUGCCUUCGAUCUUCUAGGUGAGAUGGCAUUCGGGGAAAGUUUCGGUUGUAUAGCUGAGGAGAAACACCAUUUCUGGAUCGACCUCAUCCUUACGCAUCUGCGCGAGAUUGUCUUGAUCGACAAUUUGCGACGGUUCCGCAUUCUGGCCGUGCUAGGCAAAUGGCUGCUCCCAUCGCUCGCGACGAAGGUGAGAGCAACUCAUCAGCAGUAUAGCCGGGAUAAAGUACGAAGCCGACUCGAGAGCAAGUCGUCGCGGCAAGACUUCUUUACAAAUAUCGUCGCGAAGGUCAAAAGCGGCGAUGUCGGAUUAGAGGAAAUGACCGCACACGCGAGCACGCUUAUCAUCGCUGGCGGAGAGACCACGGCGACAACUCUGACCGCGGCGCUCUACUACAUACUGCGUUCAGCCGGAGUACGCUCUAAACUGGCAGACGAGAUUCGCGGCCGCUAUAGAUCUUACGAUGAAAUCGAUUCCGCCUCCGCUCUCCAAUUGUCCUAUCUCCAAGCCGUGAUCAACGAAGCGAUGCGAAUCCACCCUUCCGGCGCCGGUGGCUUUCCGCGCAUCUCCCCCGGCGCAACCGUCGACGGGCACUGGGUGCCCGCUGGAACAGAAGUAUACACCAGCACGUGGUCAGUCUCUCAUGACAAACGCUACUUUGCGGAUCCGGACGAGUUCAAACCUGAGAGAUGGAUUAAUCCCGAGUGCGAGGACGUAAAGGAAGCAAGCCAGCCCUUCUCCCUUGGAUACAGGGCUUGUAUCGGUCGAAGCUUUGCCUUCGUCGAGAUGUCGCUCGUCCUCGCGAAGCUAUUCUACUCGUAUGACAUGGAGCUCGUAGAUCGAGAUCUCGACUGGGAAACGCAAUCAAGGCACUGGGUCAUGUGGUGGAAGGCGCCGGUUCGGAUCCGUGCACAAGAUGCUCAAUCGUGAAUGAGGUAUAACAACUCAUAUUGAUAGCUUUUAGGAGUGCCUAAGAAUAAGAGUCGUGAUCAAUUAGA
This is a messenger RNA of Annulohypoxylon truncatum, 1625 nucleotides long. RefSeq names its product putative cytochrome P450. Gene Ontology annotation, molecular function: oxidoreductase activity, acting on paired donors, with incorporation or reduction of molecular oxygen; iron ion binding; monooxygenase activity. The transcript is spliced from 10 exons. The record is from RefSeq and is a predicted model, not a curated record. Bases 70 to 1557 code for a protein of 495 amino acids. NCBI's taxonomy places the organism in Eukaryota, Fungi, Ascomycota, Sordariomycetes, Xylariales, Hypoxylaceae.